UGGCCACCUUUGCCUCUCCUUCUCCUCGUUCUUUGCUGCUGCUCUCAUCAUCACCAUCAUCAUGACGGACCGCUCCACCUUCGACACCAACGUGACGACUCUGACCCGCUUCGUGAUGGAGGAAGGCAGGAAGGCGCGGGGCACCGGAGAGCUCACCCAGCUCCUCAACGCGCUCUGCACCGCCGUCAAGGCCAUCUCCACCGCCGUCCGCAAGGCGGGCAUCGCCAACCUUUAUGGAAUUGCUGGUACUACCAAUGUGACAGGAGAUCAAGUAAAGAAAUUAGACGUCCUUUCCAAUGACAUGGUGAUCAACAUGCUCAAGUCAUCUUUCACAACCUGUGUAAUUGUGUCAGAAGAAAACAAAAAUGCAAUCAUAGUGGAAGAAGACAAACAAGGUAAAUACAUAGUCUGCAUGGAUCCACUUGAUGGCUCUUCUAACAUUGACUGCCUUGUUUCUAUUGGAACCAUUUUUGCUAUCUACAGAAAGGUUUCUCCUGGUGCACCUUGUGAGAAAGAUGCUCUACAGCCUGGGCGUAAUCUUGUAGCCUCUGGUUAUGCCCUCUAUGGCAGUGCCACCAUGCUUGUCUUGGCCCUGGAAUGUGGUGUCAAUUGUUUUAUGCUGGAUCCGGCAAUUGGGGAAUUCAUUUUGGUCAACAGAGAUGUGAAAAUAAAGAAAAAAGGAAAUAUCUACAGUCUUAAUGAGGGAUAUGCUGCCUACUUUGAUCCGGCUGUCACAGAAUACCUUAAGCAAAAGAAAUUUCCUCAGGAUGGUAGCUCCCCUUACGGAAGCAGAUACAUUGGAUCUAUGGUUGCUGAUGUGCAUCGUACACUGGUCUACGGAGGAAUCUUUCUGUAUCCAGCCAAUUCAAAGAGCCCCAAGGGAAAGUUGAGGCUGCUCUAUGAAUGCAACCCCAUGGCUUUCAUCAUGGAGAAGGCUGGAGGACUGGCGACAACAGGCAAGGAGGCAGUCCUGGACAUUGUGCCCGAAAACAUUCACCAGCGUGUGCCCAUUGUUUUGGGUUCCCCAGAUGAUGUGCAGGAAUACCUAGCCUUUGUCAAGAAGCAUUCUGCUAAAUGAAGUGGAGGAAGCAGUUGUUGCAUUACCAACUGAAGUGCCUUACCCCUGGACCAAAGACCAUACUGUGCCAUAGUUCUGACUGUGAAGCCUUUGAUUGAGUGCAAAAGAGCCGUAAUGUCACUGUGUGCAAAAAGUGUGCUUGGUGCUUAUCUUCAUAGUGCCAUUAAAAGUGCCAGUUAAAGAAA
Sceloporus undulatus (fence lizard) is the source of this 1263-nucleotide messenger RNA. RefSeq names its product fructose-bisphosphatase 1 (gene FBP1). NCBI's taxonomy places the organism in Eukaryota, Metazoa, Chordata, Lepidosauria, Squamata, Phrynosomatidae. The record is from RefSeq and is a predicted model, not a curated record. Gene Ontology annotation, molecular function: fructose 1,6-bisphosphate 1-phosphatase activity. Bases 62 to 1078 code for a protein of 338 amino acids. The transcript is spliced from 7 exons. Gene Ontology annotation, cellular component: cytosol; cytoplasm. Gene Ontology annotation, biological process: gluconeogenesis; fructose metabolic process; fructose 1,6-bisphosphate metabolic process.